Messenger RNA from Hippocampus comes (tiger tail seahorse), 2253 nucleotides. It is a transcript of the gene hcrtr2, whose product is annotated as hypocretin (orexin) receptor 2. The record is from RefSeq and is a predicted model, not a curated record. Gene Ontology annotation, cellular component: plasma membrane. The transcript has 5 exons. Gene Ontology annotation, biological process: circadian sleep/wake cycle process; G protein-coupled receptor signaling pathway; feeding behavior. Gene Ontology annotation, molecular function: orexin receptor activity. Bases 124 to 918 code for a protein of 264 amino acids. Lineage: Eukaryota; Metazoa; Chordata; Actinopteri; Syngnathiformes; Syngnathidae.
UGUUUUGUGUGUGACUGUCUGAUGUUUACUUGCUUAUUUUUUUAGACAAUCUCCGUCUCUGUGUCAGUCCUGACACUGAGCUGCAUUGCGCAAGACCGCUGGUACGCCAUCUGCCACCCGCUGAUGUUCAAAAGCACUGCCAAGAGGGCUUGCAAGAGCAUUAUUAUCAUCUGGGUGGUGUCGUGCAUCAUCAUGAUCCCCCAAGCCAUCGUGAUGGAGAGCAGCAGUCUGCUGCCGUCCCUCACAAACAAGACCAGUUUGUUCACCGUGUGUGAUGAACACUGGGAAGCUGAGAUCUACCCAAAGGUCUAUCACAGCUGUUUCUUCAUUGUCACAUACUUUGCCCCCUUAUGUCUCAUGGUGUUGGCCUACAUCCAGAUCUUUCACAAGCUGUGGUGUCAACAGAUUCCUGGCAGCACAUCAGUGUUGCAGAGAAAGUGGAAGACCAUGCAGUGCUCGGCGGCCCCUGCGGGGCCGGGGGAGUCUGUGCGGGUCAAGACCAGCACCGUUUGUGCUGAGAUCAAACAGAUCCGGGCACGGCGCAAGACGGCUCGUAUGCUGAUAGUGGUACUCUUUGUGUUUGCUCUGUGCUACUUGCCGAUCAGCGUACUCAAUGUGAUGAAAAGAGUCUUUGGGACCUUCAAGAACACGAGUGACCGACAGACAGUGUAUGCUUGGUUUACCUUCUCACACUGGCUCAUAUAUGCCAACAGUGCACUCAAUCCCAUUAUCUACAAUUUCCUCAGUGGGAAGUUCCGUGAAGAAUUCAAAGCAGCCUUUUCUUGCCAUUGUCACGUUCCAGGCCAAGAGAGACCGAAGAGAAUAAGCGCCCGAAUGAGCACAGACAGUCGAAAGUCACUGUCCACUCAUGUUCACAACAUGGACAAUGUGUCACACAUAUCAGAUCAAAUGGUGUAAGAUCAUCAGCAGAUUGCGGACUCUCUUUUCAUGCCCAGUGUAAGGCCGUGAAUCAGCGCAGGGGUGAGCUAGACUAAAUGUUGGUAUUUUCGCAGACCCGUACAGCAUGGCCCAUUUUAAAAAGCCCUUUUGCCUUUGUAGGCGGGAACACAGGUGACUUGUUUUGCUGCCAUUUGAAAUGGCCUCUCUCAUUACCUGUAAAUAUUGAUGUAUGAACGUUUUUGGGUUUUUUUUUUUUUUUGCUUUUUACUUCCUGUCCGCCACUUUGUAUGCAGCUAUGGUUGUUUUUAAAGUUGAGUUGAGUUACAGUAAAUGCCGCGAGGCACACUGAUAGUCCUUGACACGGCAAAAGAAAACACUGAUUUGCCCGGAUCCUGUCGCAGGCCGAGGUGCUCAAAGAACAUAUAUAAGAAACUACAAGCCGACCUCAACGGGUGGACGAUAUUCAUUCGGCUAUUGGAAGACCACAGAGCUGUGAAGUGGGCACUGGGAUAACCAACCGCAUGUUUCUAACUGCAUCAAGCUGCGUGCAUCUCCGAAAAUACCAACACUUGGUGUAGAUGGCCCUUGGCAUAGUUCGACCGCGUUUCGCACCUGACUUGUGCUUGGCACGAAUAUAGAGCCCUGACAUUAUAGUACACGGUCACUUUACAGAUUAUAUAUGGUUAACGGCUACUCUAUCUGUUAUGAAGAUUGGACAAAAUGAGUACCGAUACGACCUGUUACACAUCUACCUCGAUGAAAGCAAUUUACAUUGGAUUUAAUUCGGUUUGUAUUUCAAAGUAAAAGGGAUAAUUCUUUGUCAUCAUUAAAGUAAUAAUCCCUGAACCAAAUCGCUGAGUAGAGUCCCUCCUUGGCUGGGUUUGUGUUGCCCCAAACAUCUUUGAUGAGAUGCAAUUUCAAAUUCAUUCAUUCAUUCAUUCAUUUUCCAAUCCGCUUAUCCUCACAAGGGUUGCGGGGGCAAUUUCAAAUUAAAUUAGAAAUUUGAAUUGAUAGGGACCAAUGAUCUUUAAAAAGUUCAAAAUGUUUAGGACCUUGCUUGCAGGCUUUUUGGUUCAUCGGAGGACAUGCUAAAAGCUCGUGCUCUGAAUGAGAUGUUUGUCGAAACUUUUGUGUCCAAACUUUUUCUUUGUUCAUGUCAAUGUUUCACCUUUUUUUGUUUGAUAUGCUUCUACUGGGUGUUUUAGUGUCAUCGCUGUACACUUGACAUCACCAAGGUUACUUGCUGACUUUGUUGCGAAUCUGUUAUGUGUUAAUCUGUUUUAAAAAAAGAGAUUAUUUGUACUGCUUUGUACUUUUUGGAAACUAAAUCCUGCUGUUGUCUUACUUAGUGAA